AUGAUACGAGGCUUUCUCGACGGCGCGGCUGCGCUCCUUAGCUAUGGCUUCCGCGGCACAGCUGCUGCAUCCUGUUUCUCUUCGACGGAAACUGUUGUCCUACCAGUCAAUGCGGCCCCGGAUGAGCCCGUAACCGUCUGUUUCCUCUGGCCCGGCUCAAAAGAGGUGCUGAUGAAGAUGCCGGGCUAUCCUCAACCUUUAAGUAGGGUGUCCGAACCCACAUUUCGAGUAGGCGGGUCUGGAAGCAAAGGCCUUGGUCUGUUUGCCGCUCGUGCUCUCAGUCAAGGAGAGCUUAUUAUCCACGAACGGCCGUUGCUCAUUAGUGUUCGCGGGGUCCCUGUGGCUGUGCCUGCGAUGCUUGAUCAGGAGCAAACGACGAAAUAUCGGCUGAAGGAGUUGGAGCGACACCUGGAGGUCGUGGUCAAGGAAAUGCGACCUGAAGAUCGGGAUGUUUUUAUGUCCCUUGCGAAUAGUCAUACAACUGAUGGAUCGGGCCCUAUAGCUGGUCGAAUCCGAACGAAUUGCAUCAGUCUGAAUGGACUCUGCCCUGAGAUGAGUGGUCCGAUGGCGCAUUGCUGUCCCAAUACCACCACCAUUUUUCACGAAGCGUCUAUCUCCUACACGGUCUAUGCAACGCGGGACAUUGCGAAAGGCGAAGAACUGACGCUGUCCUAUUCCAAUGUUUGGGACACUGCAGCGAACCGUCAACAGACUUUCAAGCCAUAUGGAUUUGUCUGCGCGUGUGAUGCUUGUCUCGACCCCGUCAACUCUGACUGUCGUCGCGCCAAAAUUCGCUCAUUCAUCCCAAAUCUACAGUUGUGGGCCGCCAGCCGGUCUUUGCCUGACGACUGGCUCAUCAACAAGUGUCUCGAACAAAUUGCGCUUAUCGAACAAGAGAAGCUCGAAGGCGAGCCUCAUUACCACGCUGCUAUCAACACUAUCAUGGAGGCGUAUAUUUGUUUGGGCGAUUCGCCCAAAGUGCGAGAAUGGGCAGCACGCGCACGGAAAUGCCCGUGGGCGGACAGCAUUAAAAGCUUGGAUGCCCUGACUGCCCUGGAGUCACAUAGUCGCCACCCAUUGUGGCGCGCGGCGCGGAUUAAUGAGAAUCUAAAGGGUUGCGGGUCAUAA
This is a messenger RNA of Mycena indigotica, 1128 nucleotides long. RefSeq names its product SET domain-containing protein. The coding region runs from base 1 to 1128 and encodes 375 amino acids. Gene Ontology annotation, molecular function: protein binding. Lineage: Eukaryota; Fungi; Basidiomycota; Agaricomycetes; Agaricales; Mycenaceae. The record is from RefSeq and is a predicted model, not a curated record. The transcript has 4 exons.